ACAGUACACCCCUGCGCGCCUGACGUCACAGAUGGGGGGGUCCACACACCGGGAUCUGCCCUCACGUGCGCGGUGUCUUACAUCACCCACGCGCUGCAGUGCUCGAGCUUGAUCGGUGUAACAGCUGAACUACUAAUCACGUGACCAGCCCACGCUUCGGGAGCUGCUCGAUUUCCGUUGGUGCGAAGUGAUGUCAAUCACUGUUUACACACAAUAGAGGAGCCGGAGCAGCGGAGAGGGCGUUCCCCUCGCUGAUUCCGUCUGCCACACCGGCCCUGAGCUGUCUAUCUGAGAUAAAUAAACCUCAAAGUAAAUGUUCCGCUUUUUGAUUUACUUCCAUUUCUCUCCGAGGGAGGUUGGGGCGUUUGUGAAACGACUCCUGUCCCCGGAGUCUGAUGUAUCGCUGAGAGGUAGGAGGAGAAAACUCGGCCCGUCAGUUUGAUGCCGGUUUCCCGGGGUGGGGGGGGGGGGGGGCGGGUAUUUUAUUGAAAGGAUAAAGAUGCUGUGAGAGGGGGCGGACAGGAUGUUUGUCCCGUUGGGGACAGGAGGGGCUCAUCUGUGUGAAAUAUCUGAGCCCACCGUGAUGGCGAGCAGAGUGAUUCACCACAUUGGGGGCAAACACAGACAGACUUUUGACUGCAAGUGGGGCCAAUGGUCUGGGUAAAGUCACAAUUAUUUGGAAUUUGUUGAAGUUGUACCUGGUAUAUGGUGUAAAAUCCAGCUCCCCAUACUAACACGGGUUAUAUAGACUAUAGAACAAUCUGCCAUAGGAGUUCAUUGGGUCGGGAAGCAUCUGUGGUGGGAAAUAGGCCGCCAACAUUUCCGGCCAAGACCCUCCCUCUGGACUGAGAGUGGACGGGAAAUAGUCAGAGAAAAGAGGUGAUGUGUGGAAAUGAGCCAAGAACUGGGGAGUGAGAGGUGAAUCAAGGUCAGGGGGAGGUGGGAAGGUGGAAAUAGUGACGGGGUGGGAGAUGAGUGAUUGGGACAACACGGGGUUGCAGAAGAUGGAAAUGAACACAGAGGAUUAACAAAGUGGUUAGAGAGUAUUUGUUAUGGAGAGUGCGAUGAAGAUUCACCAGACUGAUCCCUGGAGUGGUCGUGUCAUCAGAUGAGGAAAGAUCAAAUGUGAUAUCACUUUCAUUUAGAGAAUCGAAGUCUGAGGAGUGAACACAUUGAAAUGCAGAACAUCAUUACCAGUUGAACCAGGGAUCCCAGUCUCUGAAAAAGGGGAUGGACUGUCCGGGACUAUUAGGGGAAAUGUCUCCAUUCAGAGGGCGGUGAAUGUCUGUAAAUCCCCACCAUAGAGGGCGGUGAAGAUUCAGUGAUCAUCCUCACAUAAAACAGAGGCCGGCAUUAUGUGGAGACUGAAGGGAUAGAGGAAAUAAGGAUCGGGCAGAAGCAUGUGGCUGAGAUGGGAGGGUAGCCGCCAUAUUGCUGGUGGUUAGAGUGGCUAAGUGGCCACAUCCUGCUGUUUCUUACUUGAUGUUUCAGUGUUCCUGUCCAGUGAGCCCGGAGGGAUGUGAAUAGAAAUUGGUGUUUAUAAACAUGGACUAAUUAAAAUGAAACCAGCACUUCUCCUGUGUGGGUCUGAAUUGUGUGUCUGCUCGGAAUGGGAAUCGAAACUCUAACUCUGAGAACUCUGUGACCUGGCGGUGGAGGGAAAGGGAUCGGGGAAGAUAUGGAGGGAAAAAGAAACUAAAUACGUAUCUGGUGGACACAGGGAAAUAAUGAAAUGAUGUAGAAAAUGCGGCGGUGGGUCGGGCAGCGUGUGAGGGGCGAGGAGCGGAGUCUCCGUGUCACGUGGGAGACCCUCACGUAAACCCGUUUCACAGAGUAUCUGCAGCACCUGCGGGUUUUUCCGAGGCCCCGCCCACCGCCCAACGACGCGUUAUUCACAUCGCGCAUGCGCAGUCCGGGAUUCCGGGAUGGGCCUUGUUGUUUUUCGUCCUUCGUGGAAACAGGUUGGCAGUUCGAUCGCGAUCGGGAGGGGUUCUUCCCCCACCCCGGAGGUUGGGGAGCCAGGAACGGAUGAUUCUCAGUGGGGCAACACCAACAAUUUCCCUUCUCAUCACCAGCUGGUAGCGCUUUCCUGCACUGGAACCAAAGUGUAAACAAGUCGACAGUAAUUAGCAAUCUUCAGUCAGAAUCAGUAUGGCUACAGGUGGGAAAUGGUUCUGGAGAGCAGUGAAGAGAUCCUUCCCAGGCGAUGCAUCGAUGGAAGAUGAUCAGGCCACGGGACGCAAGGUACCAAAGCACCGUCAGAUUGAGAGCGAUGUCCCAGGUGAAUGCAGUCAGGCCGUAGAGAAUGAGGAGCAAUGUCAGGCCAGAGACAGUGGCGUCAGGGACACUGAUCGGUACGCUGGAACCGGCACAAGUGAGGCGACUGCCUGUCAGCUCGGAAGCUUAUUAAACAUGGAAUUGUCAAAUCCCCAACAAGGAGCGGACCCAGAGUCUACAAUCUCUGUCCUCCUGGCAGAGGGGGCUGAAUAUCAACUAUACCAACUGACAAAAUUCUACAGUGACAGACUGACACAAGCAAUAGAAGAAAGUGUUGAAACACUCAGUUGGAUGCUGAGACAGGACGGGCAUCUCACUGCACAAGAACAUGGGAAGGUCACUGAACUGACAGAGAAGGGAAAACGGCCAGAGAGUUCCAGUUGCUUCCUCAGUUUGGUGAUGGGCAAAGGCUCCCGGGCCCGGAGGGAAAUGUGGAAAUCCUUUGUGAAAAUGAGGAUAAUGUUACCGAAGCUGGACAGAAUACUGAAGGAAAUAGAGGAGCUUGGCCCGGAUCCAGAAGAAUACAUGGACAUCGCCCAAGGGUUAUAUGAGUUACCCACUCAGCUGAUAGAUGUUCAACAGAAACACAAGGAGACUCUGCGGUCACAAACUGAAACACUGAGAGUAAACACGAUCCUGAUGAGGGAGAAAGUGAAGAUUUUCCAGCUGGUUGAUCGAUACACUGAGCUCACGGUCAUUUCUAAUGUUCGGUAUCAGAGAUUGGUGGAAACUGAACUGAUGGCAAGAGGCAGAGGCCACCAGGUGUGGAGAGAGAAACAACUCUGCAGAGAGCUGGAAAAAAUCCGGACUGAUCAGUUGUUCCAGAGCAGCUUUUCCCGGAGUAAAUCCAAAUCUGGGAGUUCAGCUGCAGUGGCCGGAGUCAUAGGGAUUGGGAAGUCAACAAUGGUACAAAAGAUUGUUUAUGACUGGGCAACGGGGAAAAUAUACCAACGGUUCCAGUUUGUCUUCAGUUUCAAAUUCCAGGAUUUAAACUCAAUUAACUGCAGAACAAACCUGAGAGAACUGAUUCUGGUUCAGUAUCCUUACUUUGGGAAUUUCCUGAGAGAGGUCUGGAAGAACCCAGAGGGAUUGCUGUUUAUAUUUGAUGGUCUGGAUGAAUUCAAUCAAAGAAUCGAUUUUUCUGACAAUUGGAGAGACACAGAACCCAAGCACCAGUGCCCAGAUCCCGAGUGGUGGUGUGAAGUGUCUGACAUAGUGUACAGUUUAAUCCAGGGCAAUCUGCUCCCAGGGUGUUCAGUGCUGGUGACCACCCGCCCCACCUCGUUACAUUUAUUGGAAAAGGCAAAUAUCAGUGUCUGGGCUGAAAUCCUGGGAUUUGUUGGUGAGGAAAGGAAGGAAUAUUUCUUCAGGCAUUUUGAAGAUCAGAUGAUGGCAGCAGCUGUUUUUAAACACGUGAGAGAUAACGAGAUCCUGUACACCAUGAGCUACAACCCCUCCUACUGCUGGAUCCUCGCUCUGACACUGGGCCCCUUCUUCACACAAAGAGUCAGGGACCCACAGCUAGUUCCCAAGACCAUCACCCAACUAUACUCCUGCUAUAUUUACAACAUCCUGAAAAACCACGGCUGUGAGACUGAGAACCCCCGUGACGUGUUACUCAGAGUUGGUCAGAUGGCCUUCACAGGAGUGUCCCAGAAGAAGUUUGUGUUUACAGAUGGAGAUUUGAUCAACCAUAAUCUGCAGCCUUCCCAUUUCUUGACAGAGCUCUUGAAAAUGGAGGAUUCUCCCCGCUGUAUGGUGUACACAUUUCCACACCUCACCAUCCAAGAGUUUGUAGCUGCGGUUGCACAAUUUCUGAAUCCACGUCCUGGGGAUAUUCUGAAAUUCCUCUCUGAAGUCAACAACACGACAGAUGGGCGAUUUGAAGUAUUUCUCCAUUUUGUGGCUGGUCUCUGCUCCCCAGUGACAGCUCGGGUCCUGGAGGAGAUUCUGGGUCCAUUUCCUCACGAGACAACAUUACGGGUGAUUGACUGGUUGAAGGAGAAUUUCACCCACCAGAUUGGAAGCAUAUCUAGUGAAACUGGUAAACGGUGCCUUCUGCAAAUUUUGCACUGCCUGUUUGAAUCUCAGAAUCAUUGGCUGGCUCAGGCCACAGUGGGAUCUGUGGAAAAAAUUUCAUUCAGUGGAUUUCAGCUGACCCCAAUUGACUGUGCAGUUGUGACUCAUGUCAUUGGACUCUGUGAUACAAUAAAACACCUCGACCUGUGGAACUGCGGCAUUCAGUAUGAAGGAUUCCACCACCUGAAACCUGAACUGCACAAGUGCCGGGUGUUGGGACUUGGGCACAAUGAACUGGGAGACUCAGGAGUGAAACUGGUGUCUGCGGCUCUAAAGAACCCAGCGUGCAAAAUGCAGAAAUUGUGGCUGGAGAGAGUCGGUCUCACGGAUUCUGGUGCCGAGGAUCUCGGCUCCGCUCUCAGUACAAACCAAACACUGACGGAGCUGGAUUUGAGUGGAAAUAAACUGGGAGAUUCAGGAGUGAAACUGGUGUCUGCAGCUCUGAGGAACCCAGAGUGUAAAAUACAGAAACUGGUGCUGAUUGACGUUGGUCUCACAGAUUCUGGUUCCAAGGAUCUCGCCUCCACACUCAGUGCAAACCGAUGGCUGAUGGGGUUGGACUUGAAUAAAAAUAAACUGAGAGACUCAGGAGUGAAACUGCUGUCUGCAGCUCUGAGGAACCUGGAGAGGAAAAUGCAGAAACUGGGGCUGAACUGUGUUGGUCUAACAGAUUCUGGUGCUGACGAUCUCUUCUCCGCUCUCAGUACAAACCAGUCACUGAUGGGGCUGGAUCUGGGACUGAACUCACUCACAGACCAAUCAAUCCCUGCUCUCCGUCGCCUUGUACUGACUCUUCCGAGUUUGGACUGGAUCUGGCUGGUAAGGAAUCAGUUCAGUGAGACCGGGAGGAAGAAAUUGAUAUCUCUGCAGGAAUCUAGACCUGGACUGAGGAUGAUCCUGUGAACAUCCCAAUUUGUGAACAACCCUCCCCAAGGGAUGGCAAUAUUUUUGCCGAUAUCCUGCCUUUCCCUUUGAUUGCCAUGCUCCGGAUUUGAUAUCCAACCUUUCCAAUGGACGACAGCUCCACCGACCUAUGACAUUAGAGUCUAAUCACAGUCAUGAAAAUCCAACGGCACUGCUUCCAUCGGAUGCUGGGGUCUGGAUUUUCUCCUGAAGGAGACCCUGCAAAAUUAGGCAGCCUGUAAGUGUCUGGAGGCAAAGCUCAGUAAGGGACAUCAGUGUCAGGAUUGAUUAUCUGGCAUGGAAAUCACUCUGCUGAGGAUGAUACAUUCAGCAGUGCCAUCAGUAUAGUGAUGUUAAACUGACAAAUACCUCGGCAGUGACCCUGGAUUAGUAGCGAUCAGGACACGGCCCUGAAGUGUGAUUUUAUAAACAUCGUUUCCCCGAUGCAGAGUGAUGGGGAGAAACGAGACAGAUUAUUCAACCGGUCACUCAUUGUCGCCGGUCAGUUAAUUGUGUAUGAAUAUGGUGAGUCGGGAGCAGCUUAUUUAUUCUCGCUCCUUAGAAGUUCACACUGCGUUUAAUUUGCCUUUGUCAUAAUAAUCAGUAUCAGGUUUAAGAUCAUCAGAAUAUGUCUUGAAAUUAGUUAACAUUAUGGUAGCCAUACAAUGCAAUAGAUGACAACAAAUAAUAUAUAUAUAUACAGUAUGUACGUAUAUGUAUAUUAAAUUAAUAAGUUCUGCAAAAACAAAAAUAAGAAAUGUAGUGAGGUAGAGUUCACAGGUUCAAUGUUCAUUCAAAGAUUGUAUGACAAUGGGGAAACAGCUGUUCCUGAAUCGCUAUAGUGUGUGUCUUCAGGCUUCUGUACCUCCUUUCCGACAGUAACAAUGAGAAGAGGUCAUGUCCUGUGUGGUGGGGGGGCUUUAAUGAUGGAUGCCACCUUCCUAAGGCUCCGCUCCUUGAAGACGUCCUGGAUACUGCGGAGGCUGGUAUCCAAGAUGGAGCUGCCUAAUUAAACAGCUCUCUGCAGUUUGCUUUGAUCAUGUGGAGUAUAAAUCCAUGACUCCAUAACACACCGUGAUGCAUCCAGAUAGAAUGCUCACCAUUGUACAUCUGUAGGAAUUUUCAUGUGUUUUAAGUGUCAUAGCAAAUGUCCUCAAACUCCUAAUGAAAUAUAGCCGCUGUCUUUCUUUCUUUAUAUCAGCAUCGAUAUGUUGCAACCAGAUCAGAUUUUCUUAGAAAUUAACACACAGGAACUUGAAAUUGCUCCCCCCUGCACUUCUGAUCCCUCAGUGAGGACUGGUGUAUCCCACACUUUCUGAAGUGCACUAUCACUUCUUUGGUCUUACUGACGUUCGGUGCAAUGUUGUUGUGACACCACUCAACGAGCCAGCAUAUAGUGCUCCUGCAUGCACUUUUGUCACCAUCUGAGCAUCUGCUAAUAACGGACAGAUCUUCUACAACUUUAUAGAUGGUAUUUGAGCUCAGCCUUGCCACACAAUUAAGAGUGUGGAUAGAACAGAGCAGUGGGCUAAGCAGACAACCUUGACGUGGGUCAGUGUUAAUGAGGUGGAUACGUUAGCUGCACAGUUUGUAGUUUACCAGCUAGAAAGUCAAGGAUUCAGUUUCAGAAAGAAAUGUGGAGACACAGGUUCUCCUGCUCUUCAAUCAGAACUGUGCUAAUAAUGGUGUUUUACGCAGAGCUGUAGUCAAUAAACAGCAUCCCGACUUUGGUAUUUGUAUUGUCCAUGUGAUGCAAGGCGGCGUGGAGAUCCUGUGUGAUCUUAGCUGCCGUAGGCAUUGUGGUGAAAGACUCCAGACGUCAGGUCUUGCAGCUCUCCCUCCCAUCACCCUUGAGUCAGUUAGGAUCCUCCUGGCUUUUGGAGGCACACCUGUAGCCAAUUCAGCUGCAGGUGUUUAUAAGGCGCCUUCGGACUGAGUCCAGGCGGGUGGUCCUUUGUUCCGUAUCCUGCUCUCUGCUGGAUUUGUAUCUGCUCCGCAUCCUGUUUACCCUGUCCCAGUUCAGACCUGCUCUGUAUUUGUUCUGUCCACGUUGGUCUUGUUCCCCUGCUUUUUCUGUCAUGCGCUGGUCACGCUGCUCCACCUGUUUUGCCUUGCAUGCGCUGUCGCGCUGUCUGCCUGCCUCUCCCGAGUUACCUGGGGAUCACGGCUGUUGUGCUGGUCACUGUGGACCUACUCCCCAUUUUACCCCAUUGCCUCCGUCGGGCAAGUCCAGCCGGACUGCUGCUGCCUGGCGGGGUGCUCUUCCUCCUCUCCCCGCCCCCCCCCCCCCCCAACCUGCCUAGGAAUCUGCGUCUUGCCCAGGCCUUCGUGUUUUCGCCUGGGAGGCGGCCCUACCCGGGACAUAUGCUUGCCUGAACUCUGGAAUCCUACUCUGCCUGCCUGAACUUUGGGAUCCUGCUCUGCCUGCCCGACUAUGAGUCUCUGUCUGCUGAAUCCCAGCAUUAUCCCUUUCAUGCCAUGGCAUCCACCUCCUGGCCUACCCCUAGUACUUCAGUGCCUGCGUUCUGCACUUAGGUCAAUUCCAGUCCCCGUUUCUGACAUUCAUGUAGAAAUAGCAGAGGAUCUGACAGAAAUAUUUCAAGUGUCAUUAGAAAUGGGGAUGGUGCCGGAGGAUUGGCGUAUUGAUCAUGUGGUUCCAUUGUUUAAAAAGUGUUCUAAGAGUAAACCUAGCAAUUAGAGGCCUGUCAGUUUGACGUCAGUGGUGGGUAAAUUAAUGGAAAGUAUUCUUAGAGAUGGCAUAUGUAAUUAUCUGGAUAGACAGGGUCUGAUUAGGAGCAGUCAGCAUGGAUUUGUGCGUAGAUUGUCAUGUUUGACAAAUCUUACUGAAUUUUUUUGAAGAGGUUCUGAGGAAAAUUGACGAGGGUAAAGCAGUGGAUGUUGUCCAUAUGGACUUCAGUAAGGCCUUUGACAAAGUUGCGCAUGGAGGGUUAUUUUGGAAGGUUCAUUCAUUAGCUAUUAAUAUUGAAGUAGUAAAAUGGAUUCAAUAGUGGCUGGGGAUGUCAGAGAAUAUUGGUGGAUAACUGUUUGUCAGGUUAGAGGCUGGUGACUAGUGGUGUGCCUCAGGGAUCUGUACUGCGUCCAAUGUUGUUAUUUCACAUACAUUAAUAAUCUGCAUGAUGGGGUGGUAAAUUGGAUUACUAAUUUUGCAGAUGAUACUAAGGUAGGUGGCGUUGUGGAUAAUGAAGAAGGUUUUCAAAGCUUGCAAAGAGAUUUAGGCCAGUUAGAAGAGUGAGCUGAGCGAUGGCAGAUGGAGUUUAAUGCUGACAAGUGUGAGGUGCUACAUUUUGGUAGGUGUGUUGCCCUAGGGCAUUUGUUUAGCUUUAUUACACUUUAGCUUUAGCAAUUCCUUUGUAAUUAUUUUGUAGUUAAAGUUAAGGUUGUUGAAAAUAAAUUAGUUGUUUGUGGUGUGUGGCGGCAUGCGAUGACAUCACACCCGUUUCGCCGCGUCUUGUGGGAAAAUACCGGUUUGGAGAAACGGGAAGAAGGGGGCUUGUGUGCGCGAGAAAAUUUUUCAUUCUACGCACUAAAAAACAUCAUAGAAGCAACGCCAUAAGUUCAUAAGAUAAUCGAUAUGUUGAAGUAGAAAUGUUAACGCUGAUUCUGUUAAAGAUAAUGACGGUUGAUAAAGUUUAUGUUUUUUUGUUAUUUAAAGAGUUUCUGGACAGUUGUAUGGUGUUUUUACAGCCAGUCGAUGGCGCAGGUAGAUUCUGACUGUAUGUCGUAUUUUAAUGUAAUAUAAUUUGUUGUAGUUUUACUUUUGCAAGUAUUUAUGUUGUAGAUGCAAUGCCAAAAAGGAAAUAAACACUGUACAUAUUUUGUAUUGUUUUAUCAACGGA
Molecule: messenger RNA, 9116 nt
Organism: Hypanus sabinus (Atlantic stingray)
Lineage: Eukaryota; Metazoa; Chordata; Chondrichthyes; Myliobatiformes; Dasyatidae
Product: NACHT, LRR and PYD domains-containing protein 3-like
Exons: 12
Coding region: 2152-5259 (1035 amino acids)
Cellular component (GO): cytoplasm
Molecular function (GO): protein binding
Source: RefSeq, a predicted model, not a curated record